This is a messenger RNA of Myxocyprinus asiaticus (Chinese sucker), 1445 nucleotides long. Its product is annotated as hepatic sodium/bile acid cotransporter-like. Gene Ontology annotation, cellular component: membrane. Gene Ontology annotation, biological process: bile acid and bile salt transport. Gene Ontology annotation, molecular function: bile acid:sodium symporter activity. Bases 420 to 1445 code for a protein of 341 amino acids. NCBI's taxonomy places the organism in Eukaryota, Metazoa, Chordata, Actinopteri, Cypriniformes, Catostomidae. The transcript has 5 exons. The record is from RefSeq and is a predicted model, not a curated record.
GAGAUGUGAAGCUUUCUACUGUACAAUAUAAGACAUGACUCCAUUGUGACAUGUUUAGAUGCUAAAAUAUAGAAACAGCUUAAAAGGUUUAAGGGACAAAACAUUUGAAUAGGGGACAGACAGAAAACCAGUUUUUUCUCUCACUUGCUCACUUACUCUUUGUUUUCUGAGAAUACAUCCACUGAACUGCAUCUAAGGUAGGUUUAAGAGUUUUCACAGAAUGCAAAGGAACUGUUCAUACUGUCACAGGAUUUAUGGUACUUUUUACAUAUUCUCUAAAAAAUGUAAGAAUUUAUUGUAUGUUGGAUUACAUAAGAAACUUACUCUAUUCAUAUUCAUUAUAUUUGACACUUGCACCUUGUCUCUUUUCUAUUUUACAGCUUUUAGUAAACAUUUAAAAUAGAUCUCCCAUCUCAAAAAUGAUGGUCACCAUCAAUUCAAGCAUCGAAACCAACUUUUCAAGCUUUGACAGGAAUUUAAACACCACUGUCCUAAAUGACUCGCAAUUCGUUUACAAUGACGAUGUGUUCAUCCGUUUUGCCUUAAUAGUCAUUCUUUUCAUCACCAUGGUGUCUCUUGGAUGCACACUAAAGAUCUCACAGAUCAAGAAGCAUCUCAUCAGACCCAAAGGGGUUGCGAUUGUAGUUGAGGCUCAGUUCAGAAUAACACCCCUCACAGCCUUCAGUCUGGCAAAGCUUUUCCAGUUGGGUCCUAUGGAAAGUGACACUGUGUUAAUUUGUGGGUGCUGCCCGGGAGGAAACCUCUCCAACAUCUUUACUCUGGUUCUCCAGGGAGACAUGAACCUCAGUAUUUUGAUGACAACAUGUUCCACGGCACUGGCAUUGGGUAUGAUGCCUCUCCUGAUCUAUCUGUACUGCCACGGUUUCUCACACUUGGAGAAUAUUGUUCCUUACAAUGGCAUCACUUUAGCUCGAUUGACCUUGGUGCCCUGCAGUAUUGGCAUCCUUAUCAACCAUCAUGCGCCACAGUAUUCCAAGAUCAUCACCACUGGUGGGAUGACUAUCACGCUCAUCUCUAGUGUUAUCAUAGGCAUUCUGACUGCUGUCAUUGACAGAGGCUCAGUUUUCAUUGUGACUUCUCAACUUAUAGCCAUAGCUGCAUUGAUGCCACUGAAUGGAUACAUAUGUGGAUAUAUCCUGUCGACUCUGUUCAAGAUGAGUGCUUCUUGCAGACGGACUAUUGCUGUGGAAGUAGAUUGUCAGAACAACCUGCUGUGUACCACAAUCCUGAAGGUGGCCUUUCCUUCUGAGCUCAUUGUUCAGCUAUAUCUCUUCCCCAUUGUCUACAUGUUGCUGCAGUCAGCUGAGGCCAUUAUCUUCAUAAUCCUGUUCAGAUGCUUGCAGAGACUAAAAUCCUCACAAAAAGAAACAAAGGUGUACAUAGCAGAAGAGGGAGAGGCUGAAGAAACUAAUGGUGAUAUUUGA